Molecule: messenger RNA, 2275 nt
Organism: Haliotis rufescens (red abalone)
Lineage: Eukaryota; Metazoa; Mollusca; Gastropoda; Lepetellida; Haliotidae
Product: neuronal acetylcholine receptor subunit alpha-7-like
Exons: 2
Coding region: 600-1829 (409 amino acids)
Biological process (GO): chemical synaptic transmission; monoatomic ion transmembrane transport; regulation of membrane potential
Cellular component (GO): neuron projection; membrane; synapse
Molecular function (GO): neurotransmitter receptor activity; extracellular ligand-gated monoatomic ion channel activity; transmembrane signaling receptor activity
Source: RefSeq, a predicted model, not a curated record
UUAUCUUGAAGGCAGCAACGUCUGCGACUGCCACGAACCAAAGAUUCCUUGGUUUCCACAGAUGGUAUCACAGUUGGUGCCAAUUAUUAAUAUUGCUGCACAAUGGAAUCUGUGAUAACGUGUACUGACGGUUAUUGAUUGCUGUGAUGCUCUGGGCCUCUGUGCCCAUGUUUACAUUGCACUGUCUGGAUCCCGUAAAUUGUAAAUGAACUGCGAAAGUAGUUGGACGCACAAAACACCUGUUCCUUUUAUGCUGGAAAUUCGUGUUUCAUUGUGAAAUGUUAGGACACUACAACUCCGAGUUUUGACAUCCUGAACAGUCCAAGCUAUUGUGUGCAAACAGAACAGAGUUGGGAUUUUAUGAGCGGAUUUUGUCAACGUAAAUCAUUGUGCUUGUUGAUAGCAGAUAGUUCUUUGGGAUAAAUGCAGCUGUUCAACUGUUUCCAUGACUUGACAGUGUCCAUCGAAAAGGUUCAGAUGUGUUUGGCGAUAAAGGCAAAGACAAACAUAAUGGUAAUAAUCUAAACUGAUUUUCGGAGGACUGCUCCACGGCAUCAAAACUCUACACUGCUAAGUUCUACAUUACCAUCUGUGCAAUCAUGCUGCUCUUCACAAUCUGUAAUUUGGUGAUUGGUGUUGUGUCUAUCGAGUCAGCCAGACACUCCACUGGUGAAUUCCGCCUCUACAAUGACAUCAUCUGGAACAACAACCCAUACGAGAGGCCCGUCUACAACAAAUCCGAAACUAUAACAGUUGAAUUUGACUUUCAUCUACACACAGUGAGCCGAUACACUGAGUCUCAACAACAGCUCCUAUGCACAGGGUGGUUUGAUGUGUCGUGGUCUGAUCAGUUUCUCACCUGGAAUUCUGAGAUGUAUGACGGAGUUGAGUUUAUCAGACCCCCAGAUAGCUACGUGUGGAAACCUGAUCUUGUUGUGUCCAAUUCCUUCCAACAACUAAACCACAUUGGAGGAGAUUUCGUGCCUUUGAAAGUAUCCUCUUAUGGACACGUGCAGUGGAUGACAGGAGACUUAUUCUACCUGCAUUGUGAAACGGACGUUCUAAUGUAUCCAUUUGAUAGCCUGAAGUGUUCCAUGGAGAUUGUCGUCUGGUCAUAUUCGACGUCAGAAGUUGACCUGAAAGUCCGCCAGUCAGUAGCUGGAACAUCUAGUUCAAACAUAGGCGGUCAGUGGAGGCUAAAACCAACAUCAAUCACAGCCAAGGAAAAGACCUUUGACAACAAGCCAAUAUCACAUGUGCUUAUUACGCUUAUACUGGACAGACGCCCUGUGCAUUUUGUCUUCAACUUCAUCCUCCCUGUGUUGAUCCUGUCCGUCCUGGGGACAUUUGUGUUUCUCAUUCCUGCAGAUUCAGGAGAAAAAAUAUCCUUUGCCAUAACGAUUCCUCUGUCAUAUGGGGUCUACAUGGGCUUUCUCACAGACAUGAUACCCCAGAGCUCCCAGGGUAUAUCGCCCUUCAUCAUCAUCCUUGGACUCACACUAACAAUGUCUGCAGUAUUUGUCAUCGUCAGCAUCGUCAGUGUCCGGUUCUGUGGACAGAGUGAAUCGAAACCCAUUCGUAAAACAUUACAAAGAUUCACAAUUUGGGUCGAAAAGGUCGAUGCAUUUGGCCGGUUUGGAAACCGUCACAAACCUGCAAUUGAGGAAUCUGGACAGUUACAAGAGCUUCAGGCGAAGACUACUCAGCCCGUCACAUGGAAACGAGUGAGCAAAGCACUGGAUUUGUUUUUCUUCUGGUUGUUGUGUAUCCCUUCACUUGUGGGAAUUCCAAUAACACUGAUAUACAUCGGCUUGAACUUGGGCUUCUAGUUAAUGAAUCAUUGAUGGCGUGUGUUUAAAGCUAUUACAUGUUAUUUCUCGUAUAGAUCAGUUCGAGUAGUAAAUAUGUCUUUGCUUCUGAAUGUAUUCUCUCGUAAGGAGAGUGUCAAACAGUGUUAUAUAUGACGUGGAUCCUUUCAAAUUUUACCAAUUAGUGACCACAAUGAUGUCUGAAGCAAUUCCCUAUUUAAACAUGAACUAGAAGUUUCUGUGUUUAUUCAGGUGAACACUUGACUUGCCUUUACGCGUGUUUGUGAUGUGAGCAACAGGUGGGACAGGAUAUGGUCACAUUUUCGCGAUCACCUGAUGUCAUCUAUUUGAUAGCGAUUCACAAAUGAUGAAGUCAGAAUCGUGCAAUGGACAUAUAUUUAUAGAAGUAAUUAGAGGAGUCUAUGACAAUAUGAGUUGCUUUUAAUGUGAUUCUUUCAUGUGAAUAA